Ctenocephalides felis (cat flea) is the source of this 1129-nucleotide messenger RNA. RefSeq names its product bifunctional transcriptional activator/DNA repair enzyme Ada. Gene Ontology annotation, biological process: DNA repair. The transcript has a single exon. Gene Ontology annotation, molecular function: methylated-DNA-[protein]-cysteine S-methyltransferase activity. The coding region runs from base 192 to 752 and encodes 186 amino acids. The record is from RefSeq and is a predicted model, not a curated record. NCBI's taxonomy places the organism in Eukaryota, Metazoa, Arthropoda, Insecta, Siphonaptera, Pulicidae.
UAAACUCGACUUACCUGUCAUACAUUCAACGGUACACAGUUGCACAAAUUAACAUGGUAAAACGUUUUAACGCACUAAUGACACUAUAAAAUAAUAGCAAUAACCUAUUGAUUAACAGUUUAAUAAUUGCGCACUGCAAGCAUCGAUCAAAUUAAAUUCGAAUUUCACACAAUAGUCACUUUAACCCCAAAAUGGUGCGUUACACUCAAAUGUCACUUAGAGAAUUUGAAGCACGUGCGCGGCGAUUGAACGUCAGAUACGGAAUGCACGAAACUCCUUUCGGCAAAUGCCAAUUAGGAUUGUCUGAUCUCGGAAUUUGCCAUCUAUCAUUCGAUCAUGUCAAUUAUGGCAAGGAAUCGAUGCCACCAAUGUGGCAUAAUGCUAAUUUCAUUUUGGAUCAAGAGUUAACAAAAGAAGUUCUUGACAAUAUUAUUAAAGGCAAAACUGAUGACAUUGAUAUUUUUAGUGUAGGAUCCGACUUUCAGCAUGAAGUAUGGAGGGCAUUGCUUGAAAUUCCUUAUGGUACAACUGUUUGCUACGAACAGGUUGCAAAGAUGAUUGGGAGGCCUAAGGCUGUUAGGGCUGUGGCCACUGCUAUUGGCCAGAACAAUAUUGGAUAUAUAAUACCUUGCCAUCGAGUGAUUUCUAAAACAGGAAAAAUAAACAAGUACAGAUGGGGAGCAGAUAUUAAAAGAAAAAUGCUUAUAUAUGAAAAUCCUGUACUAUUAAAAUCAUUCAACUCUUUAGCAUAAAAUUCAUUAUGUAAUCUGUUAUUUAAGGUGCAUUAUUUUAAUUCAAAACCAAGAAAAGUGAUAAAAACAUCAUACAACUGACUUAAAAUUCUCUACUCACAUUUAAGUUUCUCUACUCUUUCUUGUUAUUAUUAAUUUUAUUCUUAAUACUUAUUAUAUAUGAAAAAGUACUUGUAAUCAAGGUAUUUGAGAAAAUAUUCACAGUAGAACUUCGAUUAUCUGGACCUCAGUUAUACGGAUUUGCGAUUAUCCAGACUACCAACUGCGACUAAUUUAUAUGCAUGUACACACCUACAAUUCAAAUUUUUGCAUGAUUAAUGCUGCAGUUUAGUAUAUGUAUGUAAUGUAAAUUAAGAACAUAUAUAUGUACAUACAUA